UGCCAAAUGCUCUAGGCACGCCCCUGGUUACAGGUUCCGCUUCAAACAAGAUUGAGCAGAAGUACAAAUACACAAGGCAAGGGCUAAAGCAAUAAUGCAAGUUCAGCUUUGGGAUCAGUAUGGUCCAGUGUAUACCCUGUACUUUGGCUCACGGCCAGUGGUUGUUCUCUGUGGAUAUGAUGCAGUAAAGGAGGCACUUAUUGAUCGGGGUGAAGAAUUUGGGGCACGAGGCCCCCUUCCUGCGCUGGAGAGGUUUACCCAGGGUUAUGGGCUUAGCCUCAGCAAUGGUGAGCGGUGGAGAAUUAUGCGAACCUUUACUGUCAAGACACUAAAAAACUAUGGCUUUGGAAAGAAAAGCAUUGAGUGGAAGAUUCAGGAAGAAGCGCAAUGUUCCGUGGAGGAAUUUCGAAAGCUCAAUGGUCAUCAUGUAGAUCCAGCCAAGAAGCUCAUGGAUGCCUUUUCUAAUGUUCUCUGUGCUGUUAUAUUUGGAGACCGUUUUGAGUACAAGGAUGAGAGGUUUUCCAAGCUACUUGGGUUUGUGAAUGAAUCUUUCACUCUUGCGAGUUCUACUUGGGGACAGCUUCAUAGCCUUCUCCCAACAUUUAUGAACCACAUUCCAGGACCUCACCAGAGGAUAGCCCAGCUUGCAGAGGAGACGGCCGAAUUUAUACAUGAAAGGGUGAAGGCCAGUGUAGAGACUCUGGAUUCCAGCUCACCCAGACAUUUCAUCGACAGCUUCCUUAUCAAAAUAGAAGAGGAAAAAAAUAAUCCUAAUACUGAAUUUAAUUUAAGAAAUCUCCUGGUAACAACCCAAAACCUGUUAAUAGCGGGUAUAGAGACUGUGAGCACAACCUUUCGAUAUGGACUGCUUAUCCUAAUAAAAUAUACAGAAAUACAAGCAAAACUCCAUGAUGAGAUCGAUCAGGUGAUUGGACGAGAUCGGGUCCCAAAUUUUGAUGACAGAUGGCAAAUGCAUUACACGCAGGCUGUUAUCCAUGAGAUCCAGAGAUUCUGUGACAUUGCUCCUUUGAAUGUGCCACAUAUGGUUCCAAGAGAUGUCCAGUUUAGAGGAUACCAGAUCCCAAAGGGUACAGAAAUCUACCCUUUACUCUGCACCGUUCAUCGGGACCCGAAAUAUUUUUCUUCUCCGUGGACGUUUAAUCCGAAUCACUUCUUGGAUGAGAAUGGCGGGUUCAAGAAGAACGAUGCAAUGAUGGCAUUCUCAGCAGGAAGAAGAUCCUGCCCUGGAGAGAGUUUGGCCCGAAUGGAACUUUUUAUUUUUUUAACCACCAUCUUGCAAAACUUUCGCCUGACUUCCCCGACUGAAUUCACGGAUACUGAUAUUUCUCCAAAGAUGAAAGGAUUCCAGAACGCCCCCAUUUACUAUGAGUUAUCCUUUAUUCCUCGCUAGAUGGGAUAUUCCUUAGUCAUAAUCUUGGGAAUUCAGGACUUGAGGUUAAUAAUACACGAACCACACAAGAGGCUUUACCUGAUAUUACAAUAACAGCGUUCAAUAGAGUCUCAGCUCUGCUACAUUUGUAUAUGAUUUCCAGCUACAUUAUAAGGUGCAACUCUGGAUAUGUUUUAUGUUAUUAUUA
Messenger RNA from Hyla sarda, 1598 nucleotides. Its product is annotated as cytochrome P450 2G1-like. Gene Ontology annotation, molecular function: iron ion binding; heme binding; oxidoreductase activity, acting on paired donors, with incorporation or reduction of molecular oxygen, reduced flavin or flavoprotein as one donor, and incorporation of one atom of oxygen. Gene Ontology annotation, biological process: xenobiotic metabolic process. The transcript has 9 exons. The record is from RefSeq and is a predicted model, not a curated record. Gene Ontology annotation, cellular component: intracellular membrane-bounded organelle; cytoplasm. NCBI's taxonomy places the organism in Eukaryota, Metazoa, Chordata, Amphibia, Anura, Hylidae. The coding region runs from base 95 to 1411 and encodes 438 amino acids.